AUGGCCACCACCCGAUCACUUGGAGUGCACGAACCCUCAGCUAUUUCCUACCUUGUCGCGGAAGGAUUUCUUUCACCAGAUCCCUCGGAAGACCAAUAUAAAUGGACAACAUGUGUCGAUGAAGGAGGCUCGACUGGCCCGGUCGACGACGAGCUGGUGUGGACAAAGCAUUGCGUGGUAUGGUCUCGUGCAGGCGUGGUCAAGCGAGUCUUUCGAUUCGACCCCGAAAAGGAGGACGUCAGAUACGCUCUGUUCACUCAAUUCGCGGCUGGAAAUGCCAGGUCACCAGGCUACAGAGAAAAAGCCACCAAUGCCUCGAAGAAGGAUCGCGCCACCCAUACCGCGACGAGAAGCCGGUCAAAGGGUACUCAGAAAGGUCUUGGAGCAGCUUCAUCUUUACCAGGUUCUGGAUCAACGCUGAAUCUGCAUGUGGAUUCUCGAGCUGCAAUUGCAACUCCCUCGAGUUCGAGCGACCAGAGCUCCCGGGCUUUGGUGGUGGUGCUCAAAUCUCAAGCACACAUCUUUUUUGUCGCGGGAAACAGUCACACAAUUCCUUUACCUUUUGAAGUCGAGUCUGUGUUCGCAACACCUCGUGGAUUGCUUUUUCAGCGAAAGAUUUCUGAAGAAAGUCCACAUACUCAGACCCCGUGUGGCCCUCCGCCCAAUUCCUUCAUGACGUCGACCUCAGCCUCAAUUUUUGAUCCGGGUGCAUCCCAGUCGUCGAAUGUACUACGCCCGGCACCUGGCAAAGGGAAGAGGCAGUCUUUCAAACUGCCUUCGAUACGCAAUUCGACUUGGGGCUCGGGUUCUCACGGCAGUGCAGAUAUUCCUCGUGUCUUCUCACUCAUUGAUCCUCAUUCGGAAAUGGGAUUGGUGGUGACUUGCUCAACAUCCCCCGGGUUCAAGAGUAGUAUCAGCAGCAGUACUUCACGGCGUCAAGGUUCAGGCUUGGAUUCUCUUGAUCCCACUGACGAGAUUGUCUACAUCUCCGCCAAAGACGAACUGUCGAGUCUUGGGCAGACUCGUAACGACACCCCUCUAAUUCUGGUGCUGACUAUGAACAACAUUACGGGGCUCUAUACCGUUUGGACGGCAAGGUAUAGAGAUGAUGAAAUUGAUGGCUCAAAAAGAGGAGCGUCUCGCCGACAGACUGAGGGUACACGAUCCACCAGGCGUAGCUCCCAUUUUGGAAUGGCUACUGGUGCAACGACCCCAGUAGCUCGUCCGCCUACAGGCAGGGAGAGCUUUGGGCCGUGGACAGAGCAUUGGGCCUCGUCUCAAAACACGGAGAGCAAAAACACCGCCGAGGAAGAUUUAGUGUCAAGAGUUGCCCAAGACUUUGGUGACGUGGGAGUGCCUCUUAAGGCUUCUCGACGGGUCAGCUCUCUACUAGCACGUACAGAUCUGGCUAAUAGCCAAGACCGGGUCACAUUUUCUGAUCUCGCUACGGGCAGCCAGUCUAAUACAGCUGUUCAUCACGGCGGCUUCCGCCAGUCAAUGGGGGCAGGUAGCACAAGAGCGAGCUUCGGUUUCAAUCCUCGAUCCAGUCUUCCCCCAGGAUCGGGAUCCGUCUACAGUGCUGCUGGCAGCUUUGUGGACCCCCCAGUGGACAAAUUGCUCGAAGACAUGAAUGGCGGGGGCUUGGCCGAAGGAUUUGGCAAUAUUGCACUGCGAGAAUCAGCUUCUGGUUUGCCGGAAGAGCUGCUUUUGUCCAAAGUCGAAAGCUUCUCUACGAUGUUUUCUGGCAAUUUUCGCGGAUCUUUUGGCCACGCAUCUUCCCACCAUCUCAGAGUCUCCACGUUGUCCUCUCCAGAAUUGAAUAUGCAGAAAGGAAAUGUGCGAUCAGUGGCGAUCUGCAUUGUGGAUCAAGAUUCUCGAAACAUGACAAUUGUGAAUAUGAAAGUCGAGCAAGUGGCCAUCCCCAAGAACAGAAAAGCAGCAAAGAAAUCCAAGUCGGCAGAGCGACGUCCCUUGUUGGUUCAUGCAGCUGGGGUUCAGUACGUGCCUAAUGUUUGGGAUGCUUGUACCAUAACAGAUGGCGGGAUCUCACGACUUCUGACACUGACUGUUCUGGAAAAUGGACAUCGCGAGUUAUCCUUGCAAACUCUUUGGAGUAGUCCAAGCAAGGUCGAAAUCCCGCGCCCACUAUAUCUGAAUGAUCCACACGGCGUGUCGGCCAAAAAACUCGCCAUUCGACCGCGAGACAGCGGCGUCAAUCGUGUCAUGGCAGACCCAGACCUUAUCUUUAAUGCCUUCGAUCACAGCUGCUCGUGCGGAAAGGUUGACCUGGUCGAUACGUCAAAGCAGCGCCAUAGACUCCAGAUCCAGAUGGAGCCUCGCAAUGAGCUUGUCCAAAAGGUCGUCAAGGUCUGCAAUUUCGUGCUUCGUGACACCGGAAAGGCUGGAGACGGCAUACUGGUUGCCUGGUGGGAAGUCAUCAGGUGGCUUCAGAGCAGAGAUGAUGUAGAGAAUGACAUUGAGUGGACUGCACUAGUCAUUGUUUUGUUUUCUCUAGCAAUCCCUUUCAUCAAAUCACCCCAACCCCAGGCUCCAGCCAGACGCACACGCCGGAAGAAGAAUUUCCUUCGCUCCAGUAGCGGCAGCUACAUUGACUUGGAAAGCUGGGAAGCCAUGCUUGAUCUUGAGUCCGGAUCUUCCGGUGUUGUUGCGCCAUGGAUGAAAAGCAGCGCUUGGAACUGGAUUGUUGAGCAGGACUCCGUCGCAGGACACUCGACCCGUGACACCACUCGCCAGAUUCAAAGCGAACAACCAAAUGCCAACCGGACAACUUAUCGCCACAAUUCUUAUUUGCUCCGCUGCGCAUCUCUUAGUCGUGAGUUCCUGCAGAGCUCCCCAGGAGCACGAGCCACUGGUGGGGAUGGAUAUCUGCCCAUUUCGGGGGCUUUUGCCGAGUCGACCAGAUGCACCGCACUUGGUACAAUACUGAUCGGCCUUCACCUCUUGCGGGAGGAACAAAAACUCUGCACUUCUGAUGCGGAAGAGUCUCAACAGCCUUUGGGGCUUCUCGCCCCUGUUCUUGCCCAGCUUGGUGGUUGGUUAGGUUGGCGAUCCUGGAAUUGGUCGGAGAGCUCAUACUUUGGCACUGAGAUGGCCAGUAUGGAACGAUGGCAAUUCGAAGAUACUCGUAUCACCGAGCUCAACGUCCCUGCCGAGCCCUUCUCUCCACCGUCCGUUUUCGAUUUCUUGUCCCGGACUUCGCGCGAAGAAUUCUCCCCAUUCUUAUCGCUUCUCGAUGUCAUCAAUGCUCGAGACCGUACUCCGAGAAAGGACAGGCUUUGGAAGGAAUGUUUCGAUCUGACACCAAGAACACUAGCCCUGAGUGGCUUCCUUUGCGACGUACGUCGAGCAGCCUCGCCCUUGGAAAAAAUCCAGCUACUUCAUCGUUGGGGUUUGAACAAGAGUAUCAUCGAUACCUUCCCAGAAGGGGUGAGUGCGCCAUUGUAUGAGACAGUGAUGCAAUGCCAAAACGAGGCAUCUACCUCGUGGCACACCGCAUUGCUAGAAAUCAUCGAUCGCGAGGAUCUGUAUAUGUCAAUGAAUCCAGCACAAGCCAAAAGCUUCGCCCCAUCUCAGCAGGUCGCUUCCUCCCAUGACGCUUUCCGUGAUCACCAUAAUAUUGGGAAUUCGGCACUGGAAUUUGACAGUGGAGUUGCCUUUGAGGCUUCAGCGGAAGCUGAUCGACUGGCCGUCACUAAACUUGUCUUCCGCGAGGACAGACGCUAUGUAGAGGCAUCGCGACUUUUAAAUCAGUCAAAGGCGCCUGUGGCAGAGUGUUUCCCGGAGCCUGAUUGGACGGAUUCUGAUCUGCUUGAGGCACAAAAGGAGAUUAUGCAACUUGUCUCGUAUCGCACUCUAUCGAUUCCUGCGGGGCGUGGUAUGCUUUUCUUUAGUGGGCGUUUGCCGUUGUUGACUGAGAAGCUGCCAAUUCCCUCGUUCUCGAUGCAGUGUGUCAUGAAGCCCUCGAAUGUCACUGUGAGCGCUGACCGAAACGCCUUCACCGAGGAGAAGGUCUGCUGGGCAUUCUUCCACAACGGUGUGUCGACUGGACUGGCAAUUUCCAAGGAAUCCAAAGGUAUCGACACGUCGUGGAUCCUCUUCAACAAGCCCGCGGAAUUGACUAACCGCCACGCCGGCUUCUUGCUCGCCCUCGGUCUGAAUGGUCACCUGAAGAGCCUAGCGAAAUGGGUGGCUUUCAAAUACUUGACUCCCAAACAUACCAUGACUUCGAUCGGCUUGCUGCUUGGCCUCUCAGCAUCCUACAUCGGCACCAUGGACACCUUGAUCACUCGGCUACUUUCGGUCCACGUGUCGAGGAUGCUUCCGAUGGGCGCUGCCGAGCUCAACCUGUCGCCUUUGACCCAGACCGCUGGUAUCAUGGGUAUCGGCCUCCUCUAUUGCCGCUCUCAGCAUCGUCGCAUGAGUGAGGUAAUGCUAUCAGAGAUAGAGAACACAGAAGAGGAAGAACAUGCUGGAGCGCAGGAGGACUUGCGGGACGAGGGAUACCGGCUGGCUGCAGGGUUUGCUCUGGGAUUGAUCAAUCUCGCCAAGGGCAAAGAUCUGCAAGGUAUGCGAGACAUGCACGUUGUGGAGCGACUGCUGUCCAUCGCAGCAGGUACCAAGCACGUUGAUCUGGCGCACGUGCUGGAUCGUGCCACUGCGGGUGCAACAAUCGCAACUGCACUCAUAUUCAUGAAGACCAAUGAUCAGGUCUUGGCUCAGAAGAUCGACAUUCCCGAUACAACCGUUCGUUUCGAUUACAUCCGACCGGAUCUGUUCCUGCUGCGCACUCUAGCUCGGCAUCUCAUCAUGUGGGACAGCAUCAGACCAGAAGUGGACUGGAUCAAUUCAAGCUUACCCGAGGUCUAUCGAAGACGUGCACGUCUGCGGGGCAUUCACCGGCUGCAGAGUGAGGACAUGCCAUUUUUCAAUAUCAUCGGUGGUCUCUGCUUUGCGCUAGGCCUGCGUUAUGCAGGCUCCGGCAAUACGCAAGCUCGAGAUCUUCUGCUAUACUACCUUGACCAGUUCAUCCGCAUCUCCCGCUUGCCGGUUCUCAGCUAUGAUGCUAGACUCACACGUAAUUCGGUCAGAAAUUGUCAAGACAUCGUGUCCCUGUCUGCGGCAGUCGUCAUGGCUGGUACGGGUGACUUGAUGCUGUUCCGAAGACUGCGGUCACUCCACGGACGAGUCGACCCAGACACUCCCUAUGGCAGUCACAUGGCUGCGCAUAUGGCAAUCGGUAUGCUCUUCCUCGGCGGGGGUAGCUAUACACUCGGCACCUCUGAUCUCGGUGUGGCUGCCCUUCUUUGUGCUUUCUAUCCUGUCUUCCCCACAGAAGUGCUGGACAACAAAUGUCACCUGCAAGCGUUCCGCCAUCUCUGGGUGCUCGCUGCAGAACCGCGCUGUAUUGUUCCUCGGGACCUCGACACCCGGCGUCCAAUUUCGAUCCCGAUCACUAUCACCUUGCACACUGGUGGUGUAUCAACCCUCACUGCUCCUUGCCUGCUCCCUGAUCCCGGCGAGAUCCGCCGGGUGGAUGUCCGGGGACCGGAUCACUGGCCCCUUGCGUUAGAUUUCAGCCAAGAUGACGCUCUACGCGAAAAGUUCCGCCGAGGAGAUCCAUCUGUCUAUCUGCGCCGCAAGGCUACCUACAGUUCUGCGGGAGAUUCUACUUCGGUAUUCGCGUCCACUCUUACCGGUCUGAGCGAAACACAAGACAUUCUCCCCACCAUGACAGCUGCAGGCGCAACCCCCGCCAAGGGUCUUCCCCCGUCGCUAUGGCCAAAUCACACUGCUCUACUGUCUGGCUCACUGGGCGCUGCAGCAGGAUCUUCCCAGUCUCCAUGGGACUGGGUCUUCGCCUUACCGUCCCUCCAAGGGCUGGAUAUCCGUGAACGAUCACUCGUUCUCCCUUCUUCUUUCCCUGCGCCCUCAAGUCGCAUCAACACUCGCCUGGUUACAGCACCACAUUGGCUCCGCACUUCAGCCGUCGAUACUCGACUCGCGCUGGCGCAUACCGUGCGUAACAUUGUACAGGCUGCCCACGGGCAAAGCGCGGAUGCGGAUGAAGUUCGUGACCGUGUCUGGCAACUCCGACUCUUAUUCGAAUGGCUGGAUCGUGUGCAGGCCGACGAUGCGGAGAAGAAUGCUAGUCCGGGAGUGCUGCCACAAGCUCAGAAUCAGACAUCGGGUCUGUGGCUGCGAAGGGACUUUUUGGAGGAGGCUAGGUGGCAGAUCCUGGAGGUUCAGAAUGAAGGGCCUGGGAGUGAGAUGGGCGGUGCGUGA
Penicillium oxalicum is the source of this 6303-nucleotide messenger RNA. Its product is annotated as anaphase promoting complex subunit 1. Gene Ontology annotation, cellular component: anaphase-promoting complex. Gene Ontology annotation, biological process: anaphase-promoting complex-dependent catabolic process; protein K11-linked ubiquitination; metaphase/anaphase transition of mitotic cell cycle. The transcript has a single exon. Bases 1 to 6303 code for a protein of 2100 amino acids. Gene Ontology annotation, molecular function: molecular adaptor activity. NCBI's taxonomy places the organism in Eukaryota, Fungi, Ascomycota, Eurotiomycetes, Eurotiales, Aspergillaceae. The record is from RefSeq and is a predicted model, not a curated record.